GUUAUUGUGAGUAUCAAUCAACAUACAGUCAUAAGCACACAUUCUUACAAAUUUCUGCUGAAUCUCAAAUCAAAAAUGCUUUAAAAAGGGCCUGUUGUGUGUAAUUGGAUUUUCUUUAAACUUUUUUUUUUAUCUUUUUUUUCUCUUUCUUUCUAUUGUUAUUCCCUCCCUUCAAGACGCUAUUAGAUAAAUGUAUUAAGAAUGGAGUAGAAUUAUCCCUUGAUAUUUUUUCUCUUGAUUUCAUAAUACACAAGCCAAAAAGAUAAACACAAAGGAUAUCAUAUAACAACCAUCAUAAAAUGCAAUCAAAAAUCGACCUUGAAGAGCUAAAAGAAAUCCAACAAAACGAAAUAGAGGCCUUGAAAGCUAUUUUUAUGGAAGACUACCAUGAAGUCGUAAACAAAACUGCUUGGAAGGUCUCUCAUACCGAUCCCGAAUUCAUACUACACCUGUGUCCUUUGGGAGUAGAGGAAAACGAAGCCUAUGUUACAGUUGAUCUCAAAGUACGCUUUCCAAAAACUUAUCCCAACAAACCACCCGAACUUCACCUUAUUAACCCGCGUGGUCUGACGCCUGCUGCUCUUCGUCAACUCACUCAGUCACUCCAACAAACUGCACAACAACUGGUGGGUCAGGAAAUGAUGUACGAUCUCAGUGAUUAUACAAGAGCCUUUUUAGCAAACCACAACGCACCACCUUCUGCUACUUCUAAGCUUACUCUGCACGAACAAAUGAUGAUGCGAAACGAACAAGACUUGAGAGUAGAGCGCGAAAGAGAAAUGAAAGAAUUAGCACGCCAACGACAAGAAAGAGAAGCGGAACUACGCGUACAGUCAGAUAUGAUGAAUGAAAAGAUCCAACAAGACAUUGAGCGCAAAAGAGAACAUGCACGUGCAGCCAGACAAGAACUCGGAUUUUCAGAUGUUGCAGAAGCCAUUGUAGACGACGAUUUUCAUGUUCAUUUUGAUGCGCCCGACACAUUAGACAGCAGUGAUAUUAAACUGAUUCAUUUUGAAAACCUAAUCACCAUUCCAAUUCAAAAAGAAGAUAAUGGCACUAUACCCAAACGAGUUUCAUUUCAUACAGUGGCAAUGGGUCCAUGUAUAGGCAAGGGCAUUGUGGGUGAGACACUUUCAGCACAACCCAUCAACUUCAAAUUGACAGCAGAAGAUGGAGGCAUGACAGACGAUAUUGAGAAUUUGCCAAACUUGGUGGCUAUCAAAAAAGUGGAUGUGACUGGAUCCUAUUACACAACACAAGCAGGCAAACGAAAGCUUCAGGACAUUGAACGAGAACUUGAUCGAUUACGUACACUUCAACAUCCACACAUUCUUAGUAUCUAUGAUGCACGCCUGGAUCGUAAUAAAAUGGACAGAAAAUCAUGGAUUUUGUAUGUCCUGGUAGAAUAUGAACAGGGAGGAAGUUUGCACGAUUUACUCAAGAAAUGUGGUGGUGGGUUAAGACUUGCUAUUGUACGAAAAUACAUGAAGCAAUUGUUGUGGGCAUUGAACCAUGUUCAUUUGAAUGGGUUCAUUUGCAAAGAUAUUCGUUCCACUAGCAUCUUUUGUACUGUAAACCAGUCUGUUAAAUUGGCAGAUAUCAGUUAUAAUAAGCGAUUGCAUGAUUUGAACAAGUCCAAUUACUUGGUUGAAAACAAUGAAAAAAAUGAUAAACUAUUAGCUGACUGUACCAGUGCUUGGUCUUCUCCUGAAGUACGUGAGCGUCCAGGUGUUUAUGGCCGUAAAAACGAUAUUUGGUGCCUUGGCGUUGUGUUUAUUGAAAUGUUAUGGGGUGUAGAUGUAACAAAAGAAUUUGGUGAUUUUGAAGCCUUUUUACGUACAGCUGGUGCAGAAUUACCUGCGAUUGCUAGUGAUUUUGCCAAGCGAUUAUUGGAACCUGAUCCAAAGAAACGUCCUACAGCCAUUGACCUUAUGAACGAUCCUUUCUUUGCUGGAGAUACAAGUGAGCUCAUGUUUGCAGAACAAGCUGCACCACCUGUGUUUUCGGCCAAUGUAGCACCCCAUAUGACUUCAUCCAACAAUAGCAAAGUAACUCCACCUGCAGCCCAAUUGUUUGAGCCCUCCAUGAUGGCACCCGAUAUCAACAAAUCCGUCUACCCACCCGACCAUCAUCUGAGGGCACAAGUCAAUCCUCAAGCAUCUGAAGCCAAUCCAAACACAUCUGUCAUUGGUGCCUCCAGAUACAAGACUGAUUUUGAAGAAAUCGAAUUUUUAGGUAAAGGUGGUUUCGGCGAAGUCAUCAAGGCACGCAACAGACUAGAUGGUCGAUUGUAUGCUAUCAAGAAGAUUCGCUUAGAUCCUCGAGAUAGUGAAGACUUGAAAAAGAUUCUUCGAGAAGUACAUUCUUUAUCCAGUCUACAUCAUCAAUAUGUAGUUCGAUAUUUUGCGACCUGGUUUGAAGACGAAGAUGACACUACCUUCAAAGAAAGUGAUGAGGAAAGCUUUACUGAGGAUUCCGAGUCUGAAUACGAUGAAGAAGAUGGCGAUGUGAGUGCCUAUCAGCAGCGAUUUCAUGAUUUCUUGUCUGUUGAUAACCGUCAUCAUUCCAAAAGCAAAAGUCGAAGUUAUUCUGCUAUUCGAUUUGACGACGAUGAUGAUGAUAGCAGCAGUAGCAGUGAAGAAGAAGGCAGCAUGCGUUAUGAAAGCAAUGGAGGUGAUGAUUCUGAUGAUUAUAUCGCUUUUGCUCCUGACGAUGCAACAACAGGCGAAAGCGAUGCUACCACAGACACAGCUUCAACUAAAAGACAACACCUUGUUCGAAGAGCUAUCAAGAACCUUAAAAAGAAAAUGUCUGAAGAAAAGAGCACUGAUAGUCAAAAGAGAAGUGGCAGUGGAACUGUACAGCGCACUCGAGUUCUGUACAUUCAAAUGGAAUAUUGUGAAAAAAAAACCCUUCGAGAUGUGAUUGAUGAAGGUAUUGAUGAGCAAGAGGCCUGGCGUCUUUUCCGUCAAAUCUUAGAAGGCCUUGUCCAUAUCCAUUCUCAAGGUAUGAUCCAUAGAGACUUGAAGCCUCCCAAUAUUUUCUUGGAUUCGAACAAUGAUGUCAAAAUUGGCGAUUUUGGUCUGGCUACUUCAAAUCAAACCUUGGUAGACAGUGCAGCUUUUUCUCGAAACGCUAGUCAUCAUCAUCAACGUAUAGUGGAUCGCCUCAAUCAGUCUGUGUCUGCUUCUGAAAGCGCAUCAGCAAGUUAUACAGGCUAUUCUGCCUCAAGUGCUCAUUUAGGUGCAGAUGAAAGCAUGACCACAGGUGUAGGCACUACUUUUUAUGUUUCUCCAGAAGUCAUGCCUGAUCCUACAACAGGAGCUACUUCAGGUAUGCGGUAUAAUCAAAAGGUCGAUAUGUUUUCUCUUGGUAUCAUCUUUUUUGAAAUGUGCUACAAGUUCUCUACGGGUAUGCAGCGUGUUGUCGUGUUGAAUGAGCUUAGGAACGGCAAGUUCCCCGAGGACUUUCCUUCACAGUAUAUCAACCAAAAGAAAAUUAUCAAGCUCCUCUUAUCUUCUCAACCCAAAGAUCGCCCUAACAGUUUUGAACUGCUUCGAAGUGACUUACUGCCUCCUAAACUCGAAGAUGAAUAUAUCAAGGAAUGUGUGCGUACCAUUGCCAACCCCAAUACGCCUUAUUACGACAAACUGAUGUCUGCCAUGUUUUCUCAGUCUGCAGAUCGUCACAAAGACUUUACUUAUGAUUACCAUGGGCAUACAGAUACAGUGUUCGAUCCGUUUAGUCAUAUCUUUUUUGAUUGUGUUCGAGAACAAAUGACCAAGGUAUUCCAUCGACACGGUGCCAUUGAUGUCUCUGCUCCGCUUUUGAUUCCUAAAAAUGACCUUUAUGAAUGGAACUGGAAAAACCCUGUCUAUCUUAUGGACUCUCAAGGCUCUCUUAACCAACUUCCUUACGACCAAACUGUGCCUUUUGCACGUUAUGUUGCAAGACAAAAAGGAUUUCCUGAAUUAAAGCGGUUCACAUUUGAUAAAGUCUAUCGAGAGAAUCCAAGUGGUGGUCAGCCCGAAGCUGUGCUGGAAGCAGAUUUUGACAUCGUUCAUAAAGAAACAACGCCUAUGGUACCUGAUGCUGAAGUUUUGAAAGUAGUAGAAGAAGUCUUGGAAGAGCUACCUCCUUACAAAAACGGUGGAUUCUAUUUUGUGGUGAACCAUACAGGAAUUACAGACCUUAUCCUUGAUAGUUGCCGAGUUCCUCCAGAUAUCAGAAAAGGCGUUCUAGUUGCUUUGUCAAGUUUGGGAAGAGCUCCCUCUUUUGCUGCUGUCCGAAAUAUCCUGAAACUAAAAUACCAUUUGCAAAGAAGUGUGUUGGACGAAUUGUCUAUGUUUAAUAUCCAUGGUGAACUUGAAAAUAUUGUAAAGAAAAUAGAAGGGCUUUUACCAAACUCACAUAAAGCUAAAUUUAGAGACAAUGUGAGUGAGCUACGCACACUUGUCCAAGUCAGCAAGCAUAUCGGUAUUCAUCACAAGAUUAUAUUCCAUCCUUUGCUAGUCUAUAACAAUCAUUUCUACAAGAACGGCAUGGUCUUUGAGACUGUAACAGAUACGAUUGAUUCUAAACGAAAAGACGUGCUUGCAGUGGGCGGAAGAUACGAUUUCUUGGUUCAACAUUUUGCUCAUCCAAGUGCAGCUGCAAACAGAAAGUUACAUGCUGUUGGUGUCAAUAUUGCUAUACAAAAACUAAUUCGUCAUCUUGAUAUGCAUCAAUCCGAGCAAGUCAAAUAUCUGAUGAAGGCCAAGAAUGAGAAGAUGCGAAGUUUCGGUCUCUGGGCUCCUAAAAAAUGCGACGUGUAUGUAGCUAGUUUUGGCAAGGUACUUAUCCAAGAGCGCCUGGAGAUUGUCAAGGAAUUAUGGCAUCAUAAUAUUCGCGCUGAAUUUCAGUACAACGAUGGAGGUUAUUUGACACCAGAAGACCUUGUAUCGCUCUGUAAAAAGGCGAGCAUCAAUUGGAUUGUUAUUGUCAAACAUAAAAGCUCUUCUGAAAGUAAAUCUUCAAGCGAAUCAACAACUGUCAAAGUCAAGGAUGUCCUGCGACGUACAGAAACUGAAGUGAACAAAUCUGAUUUACCCAUGUGGCUUACAACUGAAAUCAAUGAGCAAAUGAGAGUAGAUUCUGUUGCUCGAGUCAAAAGCAAGCAUGAUCUGAAGUCAAAAGAUAAUUCAGAUUCAGUUCGAAAUGAUCCUUUCUCUCUUGACCUGUCUAAAGGUGAUGGCUCUGAUCAAAAAAAGACCACUUUUAAUGUGAAUAUUGUGUUCAAUGAAGGUCGUGGUAAAGAACGAACAAAGAUGAAGCACAAGCACAAGACUGUUCUGGUUGAUAAAGCUAUUCAUCGUCUUACACCCAUUAUGGAUGAUUUGAAGAAAGAAGUACAAGUGAUUGCUUUUGAUCUUCCAAAAGAAGUGGUCAAGAACAUGGUUGAGCACAAUUUUUGGCAAGAUGAUGGUUAUAAGAAGCUCUUGGAUUAUGUUAGCAUCAAUCAACGAGAUACCCUGAGUAGAGUUAGACAUGCGGUCCAAAAGCUGAUUGACGUCAAACAUAAAUGCGUUUGGCUUUAUUCUCAUAGAGAUGAUUUUGCUCUAUUAUGCGUUUUACCUUAAAUCUUUGUAUAAUAAUAAUAAAAAAAAAGAACUUAAUUUUUAUACAAU
Messenger RNA from Gilbertella persicaria, 5666 nucleotides. RefSeq names its product kinase-like domain-containing protein. Gene Ontology annotation, molecular function: eukaryotic translation initiation factor 2alpha kinase activity; protein binding; ATP binding. The transcript is spliced from 6 exons. The record is from RefSeq and is a predicted model, not a curated record. Lineage: Eukaryota; Fungi; Mucoromycota; Mucoromycetes; Mucorales; Choanephoraceae. The coding region runs from base 300 to 5618 and encodes 1772 amino acids. Gene Ontology annotation, biological process: regulation of translational initiation by eIF2 alpha phosphorylation; DNA damage checkpoint signaling.